Messenger RNA from Eucalyptus grandis, 609 nucleotides. RefSeq lists its product as uncharacterized. The transcript is spliced from 2 exons. The record is from RefSeq and is a predicted model, not a curated record. Bases 1 to 609 code for a protein of 202 amino acids. NCBI's taxonomy places the organism in Eukaryota, Viridiplantae, Streptophyta, Magnoliopsida, Myrtales, Myrtaceae.
AUGUUUCGCACUCGUUCACAGUUCGUGGAUGAAGUGCUUAAUGGUCAGGAUGAAUGGUGCUUGGACAACUUUUGGAUGGAUAAGAACGUGUUCUACAAAUUGUGCCAGGUCUUGCAGUCGAGGGGCUUGCUGCGCCAUACGAACGGGAUCAAGAUCGAGGAGCAGUUGGCCAUAUUCUUGUUCAUAAUAGGCCAUAACCUGCGGACGCAAGCUGUUCGAGAGCUGUUUAGGUAUUCCGGAGAAACCAUUAGUCGGCAUUUCAACAAUGUCUUGAAUGCGAUUACGGUGAUUUCUUUGGAUUUCUUUCAGCCUCCUAGAAGCGAUGUGCCUCAAGAAGUCCUGGAAAAUCCUAGAUUAUACCCUUACUUUAAGACACAGGUAAAGUUGGUCGUCGCUGGAUGCGCUAUUCACAAUUACAUUCAUAGGGAGAAACCAGAUGAUUGGCUUUUUAGAAGGUUUGAGCAUGGAGAUGUGAUGCAAAUGGAUGACGCGUUGCCCUCUGUGGAGGUAGAACAGCCAAUGUUCUUUGAGAACCAGGACCUGGAUUUUCCAUUUGUAACAGAAGAUUUAGAAAUGUCUUUGCAAUUGCGUGAUUUACUUGGAAUUUAG